Messenger RNA from Coffea eugenioides, 2047 nucleotides. RefSeq names its product L-ascorbate oxidase homolog. Gene Ontology annotation, molecular function: copper ion binding; oxidoreductase activity. Bases 302 to 1927 code for a protein of 541 amino acids. The record is from RefSeq and is a predicted model, not a curated record. The transcript has 8 exons. NCBI's taxonomy places the organism in Eukaryota, Viridiplantae, Streptophyta, Magnoliopsida, Gentianales, Rubiaceae.
CAAGUGUCGCAUUUGGAAAACAACUCUACCAAAAUAGCUCUUUGUAUGCAUUUACUACGCUUGAUUCAUCUUCAAUGAGAUACCUUGGCAUCUUUGCUAAGCUUCAAUCUUUGAUCACCGACACUCUUUAAGUUAAAGAAACCAUUAUUAUAAGCCCGCAGCAAAGCAAAAGGAAGGAAAUGUAACAAAGGAAAGAAGGAAGAGAGGAAGGGGAAGAAAAAGGGUAACUGUGCUUUUCUGUCAGCAGUGCAGAGAAACAAAAAAGAGUGUGGCAACUGGGGAAGGGAAUUGGAGACUGGAAAUGAAGACCGGGAGGUGGUUCGCGGUGGCUUUGGUGAUGCUGCUAGUUUUGUUACUAGGGGACUGCAUUAUUGCAGAAGAUCCAUACAGAUUCUUUACAUGGAAUGUAACAUAUGGUGAUAUUUAUCCUCUAGGUGUCAAGCAACAGGGUAUACUGAUAAAUGGGCAGUUUCCAGGGCCAGCAAUUGAGUCAGUGACCAAUGACAACUUGAUAAUCAAUGUCUUCAACAAUCUGGAUGAACCCUUUCUCAUUUCUUGGAAUGGUUUAGAGCAGAGGAGGAAUUCAUGGCAAGAUGGAGUCUGGGGCACAAAUUGUCCCAUUCCACCAGGCAAGAAUUACACUUAUGCUCUGCAAGUCAAGGAUCAGAUUGGUAGCUACUUCUACUUUCCCUCCCUUGCUUUCCACAAGGCUGCAGGAGGAUUUGGUGGCAUCAAAAUCGCCAGCCGUUCUGUAAUCCCCCUUCCUUUUGCUCCCCCUGCUGGAGACUACACUAUACUUGCAGGAGAUUGGUUCAACCAAAGCCACAAUGAUUUGAAAGCCAUUCUGGAUAGUGGCCAUAAUCUUCCCUUUCCUAAUGGGCUUCUCAUCAAUGGACGUGGUACUAAUGGUUAUGUGUUCACAGUGGAACAUGGGAAGACCUACAGGUUUAGGAUAUCCAAUGUUGGACUUACUACUUCCAUAAACUUCAGAAUCCAGGGGCACAAAAUGGUUCUAGUUGAGGUAGAAGGCACUCAUACAUUGCAAAAUACUUAUGAUUCCCUUGAUAUUCAUCUUGGCCAGUCUUACUCUGUGCUGGUCACAGCUGAUCAGCCUAUACAAGAUUACUACAUUGCUGCCUCAACGCGUUUCACACCCCAAGUGCUCACAGCUACAUCUGUCCUUCGGUACAGCAACUCGCAGAGAAGUGUUUCUGGUCCUCCUCCUGGUGGACCAACAAUUGAGGUGAACUGGUCUUUAAAUCAGGCCAGAUCACUGAGGCGGAACUUAACAGCUAGCGGACCAAGACCAAAUCCCCAGGGCUCUUACCACUAUGGAUUGAUCAACACAACGCGUACAAUCAGACUUGCAAACUCUGCCCCAAUCAUCAAUGGGAAACAGAGAUAUGCCGUUAAUAGUGUCUCCUUCAUUCCAGCAGACACACCGGUUAAACUAGCUGACUAUUUCAACAUUCCAGGGGUCUUCGGCCAGAGCAAUAUCCCUCAGAACCCCACUGGAGGUGGUGCUUAUCUCCAGACAUCCGUGAUGGCUGCUGAAUACCGCGGUUAUGCUGAGAUUGUAUUUGAGAAUUCUGAAGACACUCUUCAGUCUUGGCAUAUUGAUGGCCAUCACUUCUUUGUUGUGGGGAUGGACGGAGGGGAGUGGACGCCUGCAAGCAGAUUUGUUUACAACCUUAGAGACACGGUAUCUCGGUCCACUGUUCAGGUAUAUCCCAAAUCUUGGACUGCAGUUUACAUGCCUCUGGACAAUGCAGGAAUGUGGAAUGUAAGAUCUCAAGACUGGGCUCGUCAGUACUUGGGACAACAAUUCUACCUUCGAAUAUUUUCUCCUGCAAAUUCUUGGAGAGACGAAAAUCCAAUCCCAACUAAUGCUCUCCUUUGUGGUCGGGCAGUAGGCCAUAAAGCUUAGCAAUUAGCACGCACAAAGGGAUUAUUUUGGUUAAUUUUUCUAAAGGAUUAGUUUCAUGGUUUGCCUUUAUCACACCUCUUUCUGCAGAACAUAUUUGUGAAGCUCCACUUGAGCUUCCCU